AUGAUCACUCUUGAAGUUAAAGUAGCAUCUGUAAUGUUCCUGUUGAGAAUGCCUCAUUUCUUACAUGCAUUUUCCCAAGUUGGCAACGACUGCUCCAGCUUCCCUUCAGUAAUCAGUUUCAGUAAACUAGUUACUGAUCACGUGCUUGAGGGCCGCGUCAUAUCAACUGUCCACGUGACAAGUGAUCAAGAAUGUCAAAUGAAAUGCAUCUUGAGUGAAAUAUGUGACAGCUUCAAUCUUGGACCACAAACUGCCUCCAGACUUUAUCCCUGUGAAAUACUAGAUCAGCGAUCGAGCAGAAAGGUGAUUAAGAGGGAACAGUGGAAAUUCCGGGCGCGAUGGUGCCGGACCUCUCCGUGUCUGAAUGGUGGUACAUGUUUUGUCGUAAACGAUCGACCACUCUGCGUCUGCGCAAAGUUUUGGGAAGGUGCUACUUGCAACGUGCCUCAACAUAAAACAUCUUGCAGUGAAUGGAAGGCUUUAAAACCUUUAUCUGUGAGCGGGUUUUAUUUCAUCUCUCCUGGCUAUCAAAAAGGGUUGACACCUUUCUUAGUCUACUGUGACAUGACUGACAAAAAUGGAGUUGGCGUGACAGUUAUCGGUCACGAUAGCGAGAAGAGAACCCUUGUAAACGGUUGUGAACCUCAUGGAUGCUAUUCACGGGAUGUGCACUAUCUAAAUGCCAGUCUGCUACAGUUGUCAAGCCUCGCUGCUUUGUCAAGCCAUUGUGAACAAUUUAUCAAAUAUGAGUGUGUUGGUUCCAGCUUGCUUUUUCGGGGCUGGUGGGUGUCACACAAUGGUAUUAAGAUGAAUUACUGGGGUGGGGCAACUCCAGGAAGUGGUAAAUGUGCAUGCGGAAUGAAUAAGACUUGUUACGAUUCGACAAAGCCGUGCAAUUGUAACGCAAAUAUACCAGACGUAAUGCUAGAGGACAGCGGCUUGUUAACAGACAAGACAGCUCUUCCUGUGAGUCAGUUGAGAUUCGGCGACACAGGCGGUACGGGUGAACAAGGAUGGCACACUCUCGGAAAGCUCUACUGUUACGGAGUCUCUUAA
Messenger RNA from Pocillopora damicornis (cauliflower coral), 1056 nucleotides. Its product is annotated as EGF and laminin G domain-containing protein. The record is from RefSeq and is a predicted model, not a curated record. NCBI's taxonomy places the organism in Eukaryota, Metazoa, Cnidaria, Anthozoa, Scleractinia, Pocilloporidae. Gene Ontology annotation, molecular function: oligosaccharide binding; calcium ion binding; extracellular matrix structural constituent.